AUGGCUGUAGGAAUUGCAGCAUGUCAAAUGGUGUCACGACAAACCGAAAAGCAAUCACAUGGUCAGCUUACAAAGGAACAAAUCGACAAUAUAUACAUGGAACACGUGACAACCAUUUCUAUGCCCAGUCUUACACGGACAAAUGACACCCUAACAGACACACCAUUAAGAAACUGGGUACCUUUUGUCGGACCUGGGAGACAACUUUUGUACAACGGGAUGAAGUAUAAGAAUGGCAGCAUCACAGUGCCCGCCACUGGAGUAUAUGCCGUAUAUAGCCACAUCAAGUUUUACACAGAAAGAAAUAAUCAUGACGAUGCUGAGUCUGAUUUUCAUCAUAAUAUAACACGGUACAGUGCACUGAAGCAAGAGGCAGAAGCAGUAUUGGGGAAUGUCAUCAGCGAGAACAAAAACAGCAUCAUUGAUGGAGCAAGUCUGGAGUACUCCAGUGAUGUUCAUGGACUGGUGCAGCUGGACGCUGGUGAUCAGCUGAUGGUGAAAGUAUCAGGGAUGAAUCCACUGAGACAUGACAGGGACUGGCAUUAUUUUGGAGUAUACAUGACGUGAUGGUUCCCUGAUGGCGAUUUUACAGUUGUCGAGGUUAAGGAGGUUUAAUGAACACGUGCAUGUGAUGUAUACAUUAUAAAUGGAUUCUGGGAAUACACGAAAAUGGCAUAUUGAUAACAAUUUGAAACCAUCAAGCUUUGUGUCGCAAUUAAUACCCUGACACAAACACAAAUGUGAAUAAUUGUGUGUGAGUAGUUUGUAAAAAGGCAAGAACAAUUAAACUUUGGAAGCUAAUAAUGCAUUCCGAGGCAAAUGAUACCUUUAAUGUCUGUCUACCAGCAAAUGUCCUACAUAUAAUUGAGUUCGGCGUGUGUGCAUACACGUUUGUAUGUCAAACUGGCUAUAAGCCGACUCUUUAUUCAUACCUCGUCGUUAGAUGUCCCUCCUUGCUUCGUGUCAAGCACAUUACAUUUUAUAUCAUUUAUAUAUCUUCUACAAUAUAAUACAUGUAUUGUUAGACAGAAUAUUUCAAAUACAUUAUUUUGUGUGUGUAUAAUGUAGCUUUUAAAUAUGUCAGCAUUUGAAACGAAUGUGAAACUUCGGUUUAUGAGAUUCGACAAGUUUGACCAUCAGUAUGUUAUGUAAUGUAUUUCACAGUUUCUCUACUGUCAUCUUAAUCAAUUAAUCAUACUUGGCUGAUAGAACCUAUUACACGCUCAUAGUCAUUAAGAUGCGUUGCACAU
Haliotis rufescens (red abalone) is the source of this 1250-nucleotide messenger RNA. RefSeq names its product tumor necrosis factor-like. The coding region runs from base 1 to 567 and encodes 188 amino acids. NCBI's taxonomy places the organism in Eukaryota, Metazoa, Mollusca, Gastropoda, Lepetellida, Haliotidae. The record is from RefSeq and is a predicted model, not a curated record. Gene Ontology annotation, biological process: immune response. Gene Ontology annotation, cellular component: membrane. The transcript has 3 exons. Gene Ontology annotation, molecular function: tumor necrosis factor receptor binding.